Messenger RNA from Drosophila novamexicana, 1944 nucleotides. RefSeq names its product GATA-binding factor A. Lineage: Eukaryota; Metazoa; Arthropoda; Insecta; Diptera; Drosophilidae. The record is from RefSeq and is a predicted model, not a curated record. The transcript has 4 exons. Gene Ontology annotation, molecular function: zinc ion binding; RNA polymerase II cis-regulatory region sequence-specific DNA binding; DNA-binding transcription factor activity, RNA polymerase II-specific. The coding region runs from base 1 to 1572 and encodes 523 amino acids. Gene Ontology annotation, biological process: positive regulation of transcription by RNA polymerase II; cell fate commitment; negative regulation of transcription by RNA polymerase II.
AUGGGCAUUUUGCUAAGUGAUGGCGAUUCGACCUCGGAUCAGCAGUCAACGCGUGACUAUCCGCAGUUGAGCGGCGACUAUCACAACGUGCAGCUACAGGUCGCCGCCGUCGCUGCCAGUUCCAAGAUGUAUCACAGCAGCAGCGCCGCUGCAGCGGCCGCCUACACAGAUUUGGCCGCUGCCGGGGGCGCUGCCAGCGUCUCCGGUUAUCAUCAUCAGCAGGCGGUCAAUGCGCCCGUCUAUGUGCCCUCCAAUCGCCAAUAUAACCACGUGGCGGCACAUUUCGGCAGUGCCGCAGCGGCACAGAAUGCCUGGACAACGGAUAGCUUUGGAUCGGCGCAUGCGCAGCUGCCGGCGCAGUUCUAUACACAGAACGCAGCUGUCAUGAUGGCGCCCUGGCGCAGCGCUUACGAUCCAACUGGCUUUCAGCGCUCCUCCCCCUAUGAGAGCGCCAUGGACUUUCAGUUCGGAGAGGGGCGCGAAUGCGUCAACUGUGGUGCCAUCUCCACACCACUCUGGCGACGCGACGGCACCGGCCACUAUCUCUGCAACGCUUGCGGACUGUAUCACAAGAUGAACGGCAUGAACCGGCCGUUGAUAAAGCCCAGCAAGCGACUGGUGAGUGCAACCGCCACGCGUCGCCUAGGCUUGUGCUGUACGAACUGUGGCACUCGCACCACAACGCUCUGGAGGCGCAACAACGAUGGGGAGCCAGUGUGCAAUGCCUGUGGCCUCUACUUCAAGCUACACGGCGUCAAUCGGCCACUGGCCAUGCGCAAGGAUGGCAUCCAGACGCGCAAGCGAAAGCCCAAGAAAACAGGCAGUGGCUCCACAGCGGGAACUGGUUCGGGAUCGGGCUCUACCACGGAGACCAUCAAGGACUGCAAGGAAGAGCAUGAUCUCAAGCCCACGCUUAGCCUGGAACGACACAGUCUCAACAAGUUGCAUACGGAUCUGAAGAGCUCGCUGGCCGGCAGUGCGGUCAGCAGCCUAAUGGGGCAGCACCACAGCCAGCAGCCGCAGCAGCAGUCGGCACCGUCACAUCAGCAAUGCUUUCCACACUACGCCCAGCAGCACCAGCAGCAACAACAGCAGCAACAGCAGCAGUCGCAGCACCAACACCUCAGCCACCAAUCCCAGCUGAGUGCCAGGCAGUUGCAUGGAGCCGGCUCGCAGCUGUACACGCCCAGCAGCAGCUCCGCUGCCUCCGCGUACACGACGCACAGCAGCAAUGCCGCAGACACGCCCACACUAAGCAAUGGCACGCCCUCGCCUCACUAUCAACACCAUCAUUUACACGCCGCCGCCGCGGCGAGCAGCUCGCAUGGACACCAUGCAGCGGCGGCUCAUCACCACAUACACGCGGCCGCAGCAGCCGCGGCAUAUGGCGUCAAAACGGAGGCGAGUGCCACCAAUUAUGACUAUGUGAACAACUGCUAUUUCGGGGCCUCGUUUGGGGCCCUGGGUGGAGCCGCCUCCUCGGCAAUGGCUGGUGGGGCGACCAGCGAUCUGGCUGGGUACCAUCAUCAGCACAAUGUCAUCCAGGCCGCCAAGCUGAUGGCGACGUCCUGAGCGGCGGCGGCGGCGGUGACGGCGGGCACUGUGAUCUCUUCUCCACAACACACACAGCGUACUACAGACACCUUCGUUGGAGCCUCGUUGGAAUGGUAUUGAAAAGACUUUUGAACUAGUUUUACAUAAGUUGCAAUUAGUUUUUUAUGGCUUGUAAAUAACUGCACGAAAGUUUUGUACAAAUAUUUGUUUAUCGCCUUGUUCCGUAUCCCUUAACCACUUCGUAAGUCUCCAGUUAGGCUAAGGCUUAUUUUUAUACACCAAUGUGUAAAGUGUUUGCAUUAACCUCUUUCUCUAACUAGCAUAAAUCAUCCAUAUCAAACACAAUGCGCACCCAAUCAUAGAUCAUUUAGCCAUAUGUUAGGUAGAAUU